AACGCGCGCUUCCCAUUGGCCAGUUAGUCUCGCACCGCCCGCAUGGCCCGUUCAAGAUGGCAACCAAGCGCGAUCUGAGGUGGCCACGGCGGUUGCUGUGGGGGUUGUGGCUGGCCCGGGGCGCUCCACAGAGCCCGGGUUCCGGCCUGGGCCUAGAAGGGAGGACUUAUUCCCAGGGCGACGGCCCAUACUCGCGCACGGCGCUCUAUGAACUGCUCGGCGUGCCCACCACAGCCACGCAGGCGCAAAUCAAGGCGGCCUACUACCGGCAGAGCUUCCUCUACCACCCGGACCGCAACUCGGGGAGCGCCGAGGCUGCCGAGCGCUUCACGCGCAUCUCCCAGGCCUACGUGGUGCUGGGCAGUGCCACCCUGCGUCGCAAGUAUGACCGCGGUCUGCUCAGCGACGAGGACCUGCGCGGACCUGGCGUGCGGACCCCCAAGGCGCCGGUCCGCGACACCGGCUCGCCCCGCCCCCCGCCCCCUGCGUCUCAGGCCCACGGCCGCGGUCAGGCCACCGCGGGCGGCAACCGCACCAUGUUCGACUUUGACGCCUUCUACCAAGCUCACUACGGAGAACAGCUGGAGCGUGAACGGCGCCUCAGGGCCCGGCGAGAGGCCCUACGCAAACAGCAGGAGGACCGGGCCAAGAAGGGCUUCCACUGGGACGAUACCCGAGACGCGACCUUUGUCUUCCUUCUCCUCACGGUCUUCAUCAUCAUGGGCUUUCGUUUUUAAAAGGAGAGAGGAAGAAAGGGAGCAGCCCCCCGCCAGCCCCGAGAAAAUGGCCUUUCCGGUGUUCUUGAACCCUUUGCCUUCCAUAGUCUACCUCUGCGGGGGUCCGGAGAAACUGCUCUCCCCCUCCUGUUCCCCGCCCGCCCAGCUUAGCCGUCCACGUACGCUUCCCUCCCCUACGGUCCAGAAAAGAAGGCUUCUCGAUGCCCAAGAAAGAGGCCCCAAGAAGAAGAGUCCCAAAAGCCCGAGAGUGAAGGGUUUUCUGGAGUCCCUUGGGUGCCUGCUUCCAGAGGUUGCCUUCCUGAUGUCAGCUUCUGGAACACUUGCUCGGGCUUUAUUGUAAAGCUCUGAGCAACAAUUGUCUGCUCCUGCCCCGCGCUUGUACCGUGGGGCUCCUGUGUAACCUUGAACCGUGCAAUGUGACCAAUUGUUGGCUGCCAAAAGAAAAAUUGUGGGGUUGUACGAACCUUGUCUUUCUGUGAAUUCCCCAGCCACAGGUGAGACCUGACGUAAGACUGAUCUUUGGAAACCUUGCCAUUCUUGUAUGAUCAGCCCCAGACCCCACUCCCUUUUCUGUUGAUGGCAUGUGGGAGUGGGAGAGCAAGGUCAUGGAGCAUAAGGAAUUGAGUGUUCCUGUGCCCACACUUAUCUAAUGUGUAUGACCUUGGAGAAAUUACUCUGUGGGCAUGACAGCAGAGGAACAAAUCAUUUGCUCUCUUGAGGCCUGUCACACUUUAUUAUCUACAGUUCUAAUGAGCUCAUUGAUUAAAACAUGAUGUGAUAGAGUUAGGUUUA
Molecule: messenger RNA, 1529 nt
Organism: Leopardus geoffroyi (Geoffroy's cat)
Lineage: Eukaryota; Metazoa; Chordata; Mammalia; Carnivora; Felidae
Gene: DNAJC30
Product: DnaJ heat shock protein family (Hsp40) member C30
Exons: 1
Coding region: 57-737 (226 amino acids)
Source: RefSeq, a predicted model, not a curated record